GGUCCAUCAAACAUCUAACCUGAGCUCUGUCUCUCUCAGCUGAUCAGGUGUAUGGAGACCAGGACAUGCAUGAAGUGGUCAGGAAACACUGUAUGGAUUACCUGAUGAAGAACGCAGAUUAUUUCUCCAGCUACGUGACAGAGGAUUUCACCACAUACAUUAACAGGAAGAGGAAAAACAAUUGCCACGGCAACCACAUCGAGAUGCAGGCCAUGGCCGAGAUGUAUAACAGACCGGUGGAGGUGUAUCAGUACAGCACAGAGCCAAUCAACACGUUCCACGGCAUCCACCAGAACAACGACGAGCCCAUCAGAGUGAGCUACCACCGCAAUAUUCACUACAACUCUGUGGUGAAUCCCAACAAGGCCACGAUCGGGGUCGGACUGGGACUGCCCGCCUUCAAACCAGGGCCCCCUCAGUACGCAGAGCAGUCUCUGAUGAAAUCGGCCAUCAAGACGUCGGAGGAGUCAUGGAUCGAGCAGCAGAUG
Messenger RNA from Paralichthys olivaceus (Japanese flounder), 488 nucleotides. Lineage: Eukaryota; Metazoa; Chordata; Actinopteri; Pleuronectiformes; Paralichthyidae. The record is from RefSeq and is a predicted model, not a curated record.